This is a messenger RNA of Caenorhabditis elegans, 4401 nucleotides long. It is a transcript of the gene tns-1, whose product is annotated as Tensin homolog. The record is from RefSeq and is marked reviewed. Gene Ontology annotation, molecular function: protein tyrosine phosphatase activity. Lineage: Eukaryota; Metazoa; Nematoda; Chromadorea; Rhabditida; Rhabditidae. The transcript is spliced from 26 exons. Bases 13 to 4077 code for a protein of 1354 amino acids. Gene Ontology annotation, cellular component: axon.
AGACCAAGGGCAAUGGCUGCUGCAGCUCUGUGCUGUGCUUCAAGGAAAUCCAACAAAUACAACAAUGAAGCUGGCUACGAGGUGUACACAAUUAGCGAGGACCAACUUCGUCUUAAACAAAAAAUGAAGGAUCGAAAAGAAGGUGUACAGGUGGAAUAUAUAACUUCUCGGCUUAUUGUUUUAUCAUGUACAUCAGAGACCAGCGAACGGAAAUUUGUGGAAUCAUUGCUCAAGGCGUCACAACAAAUUCAAAAUGCUCAUAAUAAACAUAUCAGAGUAUGGAAUGUAUCUCAACGUCGCCAUGACAUCAGUUCUUCUCUCGAUGCAAUUCCAUUUGGUUGGCCAUCAGAAACUGCUCCAUCACUUGAAAAAUUAUGCACAAUUUGUAAAAAUUUGGAUCAAUGGAUGCUUGAACAUCCUCUUAAUAUUGCUGUUAUCUUUUGUAAAGGAGGUCUUGAAAGAUGUGCAAUUGUUGUUAAUGCUUUUAUGAGAUUCAAUGCUAUUUCUGCAACAGACGAUUCAGUUGAUGAUCGAUUCAGUAUGCAGAGGUUUUCUGAAAGAUUCCUAGGACCCGAUGGACCACCCAGUUACAAAAGAUACCUCGGUUAUUUCUCAUCACUGUUAUCUGGUCGAAUAUCUGUCAACUCAGAUCCUUUAUACCUUCACAAUAUAAUUUUGACAUUUUUCGAGCCAAUCAACGUCUUUCUCAAGAUAUACGAGCGACUUGUGCCAGUUUAUCAGUCAAAAACUGUAGCUCUAAACAAAUCUUCAAAAUUCGAAAUGGAUGGAAGUCUGAAACUUCGUGGCGAUAUUUUCUUCAAGUGUAUUGUAGCAGCUUCAUCACCUGGAUCAUCUACAAGAUGUCUAUUCACUUGUCAACUCAAUACAUGUGCACUUGAAUUACAUCCUAUCAAUUCAGAAGGAUACAGUGUUGUUCGAUUACAUAAAGAAGAAUUGGAUCUUAUAUUUAAUGAUAAAAAGAUUGACAAUCGAGUAACAGUUGAACUUGUAGUCAGUCAUACAAGUGGUCCUACAACUAUUGCAACAGCUGCUGUUCAAUCGGUUCAUUCGUUGUUACCAAGGAACAAUAGUUAUGAAACGUUUGAGCUUGCUCAAGACGACGAAACGAAUCGAUCGAGGCUAGAAGUGGAGUAUAGUGAAAUUCGUAAAAAGAGCACAAAAUCAUCAAAAAGUGCAAAUCCUAUAAAUAAUAAUCAAGAAGAGGAGAUGCCGGUUGGACCGCCCGUUCCGCCAAAACCAUCGACUCCAAUUAUGAAUGGAGAACGAUUGGGAGAAUAUGGAGUUGGUGGACACAUUGGAAAUGGUGAUGUUGUUCCAGAAAGACGUGGAAUUCUUCCCGCCUCACUACGAGAAAAAAUCAAUCAGAAGAAAGAGCUCGAAGGACGUGCAACUCCAAGCAUUGAACCAGAUCUAGUUGGACGUGAUAGAUAUGAUAAAGCAUCGAGAUGCUUCUCAUAUGUCCCUGCAAAAUCCAUGCAAGAAGCGUUUGAACGUCCUCGACGUACAUCAUUCUCCCGUGCAAUUGAAAAACGAGAGAAUAGCGUUGAAAAUGUGAGUCAAGAGGAAGUGGCACGGACUGAAAUUCCACAAAGUUAUCAACAAAAUGAUAUAAGUACACCUGCAAAAUGGGAUGAACAAGUUGAAGAUGCAAAACAAUCGGCUCUUUUGGAAGAACUUGCAAGAGCUCCAUCGGCUAUGCAACAUAACUAUUGGGGUAAUGGUGAAGUUGAUAAUGUUCAAGUUGUUGAUCAAGCACAAAGAGCAGUUAUUACACCUACUUCAACACUUCAAAGACGCCCAAAACCACCCGCAAGAUCAGGAAGCUAUCGAACUUUAAAUGAUGAUGCUUAUUGCAGCGACAUGGACGAGCUUUGUGAUCCAGAAUAUUACCUGAACUACAACAGUAACACAGCUCCUUUACCACCACCACGCCGACAAGAACAACACGCUGGAACAAGAAGUGUUCAGUUGCCUAGAAAGAAAAUGAAUUUUGAUGCAGUGACUGACCCUCUCGAUGACGUGCUAGAAUCCACGAAACGUCUUGGAUCCGCCUAUUCCGUUGGAGAUGUUCGUGGUGGACAACAACAGCAGCAAGAACAACAUAAUGCUUCGAAUGAUUUCAAUUUCUCGAAUACAUUGAAUAACACUCCAACAGAUUAUAGACAGCAUUACCGUAAUCGUAAUUGUCAAUCUGUUACCACACCACGAAAUCAUCAUUUCUCAACACCAUCAAGAGAACAAGAAGCUGAUGCAGCUGACACGUGGCUCAGUGGAAAAUUGAAGAAAGUUAGAAGUAAACGAGAUAUUGAUCCAGAUAUUGUCCGGCGAAGAACACAAGAAAAAAUGUUGCUGGAAGAGCUGAAAGACUCGGCAGCAAACAAUGACGAGAAUCAGCAUAAUCUUCCAAAUGGACAUGCUCGUGGAGCUGGUCUUCAGAAUAUUGAUCCAUUGGCUGAAUUCCGAAGAGAAGAGGAGAGACUAAGGAAUACACGAAGUCCAUAUGGAGAGGAGAGAUGGCGAGGAAGAAUGCGUGGAAAGCCACCAACUCCCCCACCACGUGAAUCAAGUGCUUCUCCAGUUAACUCAUUGCCACGUGGCACUCCAGCUCAUCAUAUGGAUAGACAACGUCACAAUCAAUCAGUUCCACUUCCAAUGCAUCAUAGACAAUUUGAUGAGGACUUUGAUGUCAAUUCCUUAUUUAAUUUUUCGCAUGACCCACGACAACAAUCAACAACACUUGAACGUGGAGGAAGAAGUCUUUCAAGAGGAGCACGUAUUCAGGAUGCAUACUAUGCAUCACAACAAGAUCUAUCAGCAAAUAAUCGAUUCAAUUCUGGACAGGAACGAGUUGCAGCUGCAAUUUAUAGAGCAGAGACUGCACAUCGAGAUAUGUAUGCAAGUGGAACAAUUAACAGGGCAGAGACACCAGGAAGAUAUUUCCCAGAAAAUAGUGCUGUUCUCGAACGUUCAUCAACCCCAUCAUUCCCAGUAUCUCGUGCCACACCUCUUCCGUUCCAUCCAUUGUUGUAUAAUAACGGGGAACGAGGAGGAAGUGGACACGCUGCAGGUGGUGGAGGAGGAGGACAUAACGGUUAUAGUACUAUGAAUAAUAGAUCAGCUUCACCUCGGCUCUUUGGUGGAUCAUCGACGUUGAGCAGAAGAUCUUCCGUUAAUUCUGUUGACACUUCGGAAAUCAUUCAUCAUCAUCCAUUAUUCGUGAAGGAUACCUCCAAGUAUUGGUACAAGCCUACGAUUUCUAGAGAACAAGCCAUCAACAUGUUACGUGACAAACCACCUGGCACAUUUGUCGUCCGUGAUUCGAACUCUUUUCCUGGAGCAUUUGGAUUAGCUCUAAAAGUUUCCACUCCACCGCCCGGUGUUAAUCCAGGAGAUGGAAGUGAACUCGUCCGUCACUUUUUGAUUGAACCAUCACCAAAGGGUGUCAAACUGAAGGGAUGCAAUAAUGAGCCCGUCUUCGGUUCCCUAUCUGCAUUGGUAUAUCAACAUUCCAUCACAGCCUUGGCUCUUCCAACGAAGCUUGUUCUUCCGGACUUUGAUCCAGCAGCUACACCGGAACAUUUAUCAGCCACUCAAGCACUUUUGGAACAGGGAGCAGCUUGUAAUGUGGUGUACGUGGGCAGUGUCGACGUGGAAUCGUUGACCGGCAACGAGUGCGUCAAGCGGAGCAUUGCCACGUGUUCGCAGAGAGCUAUUAACGGAGAUAGUCGAGCUGUUUCAGUGCAUUUUAAGGUUUCAUCACAAGGAGUUACAUUAACUGAUAACACGCGGAAGGUGUUCUUCAGGAGGCAUUUUAAUGUUCAAAGUGUGAUUUUUGCUGGAAUGGAUCCAAUUGAAAGGAGGUUCGAAAACACUCGUGCUCUGGGAUUCCAUGAUGGAUGCAUAGCACAAGCUCGAUUAUUCGCUUUCGUCGCCAGAAUUCCUUCUUCAUCUGAAAACGCGUGCCACGUAUUCGCUGAGCUUGAACCUGAGCAACCUGGAAGUGCUGUUGUUAAUUUUAUCAAUAAGGUCAUGUUGGCACAGAAGAAUCGGUCAUAAGAAGAAAAAAUAUUUGAAUUUUUUACAAAGAAAUUAUUAGUGUUAUUUGCAAAUUUAGUACGUACCCAAGUGAUAUUCUAAGUCAAUCUGAAAGUACUUUUUAUCAUCGCAAAACUUUGAUUUUACGGUUUUCUCUUUAUUUUUCAUUUUCUUGUUCGCCUUUUUUCCCAUUUCCAUCAUUUCAGUUUCAAAAUUUUCUAUAAGUUCUUUCCAUUUUGUUUAAUUGUUUGCUUCUAAAUAUUUUCCCAACUUCCUGUAUAUAAUGAAUUUUUCAUUUUAUGCAAAUAUUGAAUACAGGCAAUAAAAUUUUUAUGAACAAUUUAG